AACGCGAACGAGACGAUUUUGAUCCACAAUUUGUCGAGCUUUUUMCCCGGUUCGAUCGUUCUUUCUGRUUGUAGGUGUUCUUUGCUGCCGAUGCCAUCGCAUGCGAUUUUUUUGGGAUGCGGCCGCCAAUCGCUCUUCCUUACAAAAGAACACACAACGAAAAGCAAAAAAAAGACAACACUGCGAAGAGCAUCAGAACCGUUCCGAAACAGUAUUGCAAGGAACCACCAUACUACAAAGCAAUCACCACUCCACUCCACUCCACUCCACUCCACUCCAUCCAUCCGAGAGUCUCUAAGGAAUCGGCAGCCGCAGCAGCAAGGAGCAAGUACGCAACCAAGCAUCAACAAAUGGCAUCGCAAGUCAGUCAAAUGUCCGCGUCACCACCGGGGUUUGUCAAUCGCUACGUCGCGAAGUAUGGCAGUCGCUACAGGGGGGCAGCGGAGGAGAAGAACAAGGAGCUCUCGUUGGUCAGGGAAGAAAACAACAGGCUCAGGGAAAGCCUCACCCUGGUCCAGACGGAAUGCGAAGAUCUGAGGAGCGAAUCGAACUACAACCGUGCCAAGGUUCUCGAGCUCUCCGAUCUCGUAACGCUUUCCAAGUCGCCAAAACAAAAGGCGGCGAUGAAGGACUCCCUCGUAGCCAAAAAGAAAGAAAAGGAAAACGCCGAGCUCAUUCUGACCGUCAACAAGCUAGAGAUCGAGUUGUACCAGUCGGAGCUGAAACUCGAGGAGCUCAAGGACCAGAAAAAAUCCCACAACAAGCUCCUCCUCGAAAUGGGGGAGGUCAUCCGUGCCCUCAACGCCGUGGACGUUGACUACGACCCAUCGGUCAGCGGAAGCAGCGAUUCUGAAUCCCUCUCGCCCCAGCAACUGUCGAUCAGAAACAUCAAGCUGAAGGUCGAGGCGAUGAAACGAGACCGCGAGGUCCUCAAGCAAAAAUGCCGACUGCUCGAGGGAGAGUACGACCACUCGCGACACAGCAAGGCAGAUGCCCCGGCAGCCCAUAAAUUCUACGUGGUUGACCACAACAGCAACAGCAACGAGGACAAGCUAACCCCGAACARCAUCCAGAAAAAGAUCGAUGCCCUGGAACGCAAAAUCCACAUCGUCAACACUUCCAAGCUCGAGGACGCAGCUACGCACACCACCUGUACGAGCCAAACGGUUCGGACCACCCCUCCGCAUUCUCCCUAUUCGCGGUCCUACGCUGCGUCGACCCUCACCCCGGCAUCGAUGUCCCGGGAUGAAUCGGAAUUCACCGGCGACUCCGAACAGGAGGGCAGCGAAUCCUCCGCUGCAAAGAUUGCCGAACAAAACGAAGAGAUCGCCCGGUGCAACAAGGAACUCGCCUCCUACAUGGAGAAGGAACAGGAACACACGAACGAAAUCAUCGGUCUCAAACAGACCGAACAGGAGCAAAAAGAGACCAUCCAGCGCCUCGCGGACCAAAACGAAACCGCCUCGCACGAAUUGGCGAGUCUAACAGAAAAGCUCGAGAAGGCCGAAGGCGAAAACCAGGAGAUUGCUUCCAAGCGAGACGAGUUGAGGUCGAACCUACAGGACAUCAUGGUCCAUCACAAAGAAUUAACCGACGAACACGAGGCCGCACAGCAGAAGAUAAGGGAAUUGCAAUCCCGAAUCGAUAUACUAGAGCUCCGGCUCCGGGUCGCUACCCGUCGCGAGGAACCAGCUGAAAAUAACGAAGAAUCAAUUGAAGAAGACGAAGAGCUCCAGUCUCUUGAAGAGGACGAGAUUUCUGUGGCCUAUCGACGGGCAAAAAACAGAAUCAAGGAACUCGAACUGCACCUGAUCAAGGCGGGCCAAUUGCUGCUCUCCGCGCGUGCAGAAAACAAGAAUGCCGGUCGCCACUACCAGACCACGAUUCAUUAUUCUCAGAAGAUGGAACGGGAGCGGGACGAAUUGCAGACAAAACUCGACAAGGCCAUGGAAGAAAUGCGGUUGGCUAAGUUGGAGGUCCAGAAAGAACGCGAUGCGUCCGACGAAGCUCGUCGCAAAUUAGCAGAUUUUUCUCAGCAGAGGCAAGACGAUCGAAGCGUUUCCUCCGGUCACUCGAGGGCAUCGGCCAGAAAGAAGCCGGCGUUUCGACCACUUACUCUCCUGGAAUUGAUGGAGAAAGACUUUUCCUGAAUCGGACCGAUGUGAUCGAACCUCGUUGUUUCGAGCCACUGCUGAAACCGGUUUGGAAAAGGAAGAAAACCUUGGAAGCAAAAGCAACAAGCCCGUCAAAGCACAAUUGAUUUCCAAACUCGCUCAUGGAAUGGUUUUGUGGAUAUAUCUUUCAAAUKAUAUAAACUUAGACGGUCAAUCGUCACAAAUCAGCUGUCCCUAUCAAUGAAUAAAUAAAUUUGUAAUACUAAAAAUAAUUAAAAACAUCCCCUUCCGAAAGUAAACGAAUUUUUCAGUG
Molecule: messenger RNA, 2427 nt
Organism: Pseudo-nitzschia multistriata
Lineage: Eukaryota; Bacillariophyta; Bacillariophyceae; Bacillariales; Bacillariaceae
Source: the annotation of a GenBank genome assembly